Salarias fasciatus (jewelled blenny) is the source of this 1923-nucleotide messenger RNA. RefSeq names its product NLR family CARD domain-containing protein 3-like. The record is from RefSeq and is a predicted model, not a curated record. Gene Ontology annotation, molecular function: protein binding. Lineage: Eukaryota; Metazoa; Chordata; Actinopteri; Blenniiformes; Blenniidae. The transcript has 5 exons. The annotation marks the transcript as partial.
GACGCCCAGAAGGAGGAGUACUUCAGGAGGAGGCUGAGUGAUGAGGAGCUGAGCAGCAGAAUCAUCUCCCACAUCCAGACCUCCAGGAGCCUCCACAUCAUGUGUGGAAUCCCAGUCUUCUGCUGGAUCACUGCUACAGUUCUGGAGCACAUGUUGAGCACCGAGCAGAGAGGAGAGCUGCCCCAGACCCUGACUGACAUGUACUCCCACUUUGUGCUGGUUCAGACUCACAGGAAGAAGCUCAAGUACCAUGAAGGACCUGAGACGGGUCCACAGGAGCUGACGGAGGCUGGCAGGGAGCUUCUUCUGAAGCUGGGCAGGAUGGCCUUGGAACAUCUGGACAAAGGAAACAUCCUGUUCUACCAAGAAGACCUGGAGCAGUGUGGUCUGGAUGUGACUGAGGCCUCGCUGUACUCUGGAAUCUGUACUCAGAUCUUCAAGAGAGAGUCUGUGAUCUUCCAGAAAGACGUCUACAGCUUCGUCCAUCUGAGUGUUCAGGAGUUUCUGGCUGCAGUCUUCAUGUUCCACUGUUUCACCAACAGGAAGACAGACGUCCUGAAGACCUUCAUCGAUAGGAGACAUCACCGUAUUGAUGGUGUUUUCACAUCUCUCCAUGUUUUCCUGAAGGUCAUCCUUCAGAAAUCCCUCAGAAGUCAGAACGGCCACCUGGACCUGUUUGUCCGCUUCCUUCAUGGCCUCUCUCUGGAAUCCAACCAGAGACUCUUAGAAGGUCUGCUGGGUCAGACAGAGAUCAGUCCAGAAACCAUCCAGAGAGUCAUCAAGAACCUGAAGAAGAUCAACAGUAAAGAAGUGUCUCCUGACAGAUGCAUCAACAUCUUCCACUGUCUGAUGGAGAUGAAGGACCUCUCAGUACAUCAGGACAUCCAGAAGUUCCUGUCAAAGAACAGAUUUGGGAAGAGACUCUCUGAGAUCCACUGCUCAGCUCUGGCCUACAUGCUGCAGAUGUCAGACCAGGUCCUGGAGGAGUUUAACCCGAAGACGUACAUCACAUCAGAGGAGGGACGACGGAGACUAAUCCCAGCUGUGAGGAACUGCAGGAAGGCUGAUCUUUCUUUCUGUGGACUCUCUGAUCGUCACUGUGAAGUGAUCUCCUCAGCUCUGACCUCUGACCCCUCCCAUCUGAAACAACUGGACCUGAGUCACAACGACCUGAAGGAUUCAUCAGUGAAGAUUCUGAGUGCUGGACUGGAGAGUCCAAACUGUAACCUGGAGACUCUGAGCUUGAAGGACUGCAGUUUGUCAGAGAUCAGCUGUUCUUCUGUGGUCUCAGCUCUGAAGUCCAACCCCUCCCUCCUGGAACAUCUGGAUCAUCUGGACCUGAGCUGGAACCAUCUGCAGGAUUCAACAGUUCAGCAGCUGUGUGGUUUUCUGCAGAGUCCACUCUGUGGUCUGCAGACUCUGAGGUUGGAGAGAUGCAGUUUGUCAGAGAUCAGCUGUUCUUCUCUGGCCUCAGCUCUGAAGUCCAAUCCCUCCCACCUGAAGGAGCUCCAUCUGCUUUACAACCAGCUGCAGGCUCCCGAUGUGCAGCAGCUGGUUGAUCUCCAGCAGAGUCCAGACUGCAGCCUGCAGACUCUGAGGUGGAGCUGAGAGCAGAGAGGAAGCUGUGAGUCCUGAAGAUCCUCUUCAUCAUCCUCCUCCUCCUCUCCUCAGAUAGUGUCAUCAAUAGAUGUCCAUGGCGUUGUCAGAAUUUGAAAUGCUGCCAUACUGGAAAAUGGCUGUCUCAUCUCAAAAUGUCUCACAGUCUCAUUCUCUCCUUCCUCUUUUUCCCACAUAUCUCCACACUUUGGGCCAAUCCCAAUUCUACCCCUUUCCCCUUCCCCUCAGCCCUUGGCCCUACCCCUAUCACUCUCCUACCCCUUUUAGAAUAGGGCUGAGGGCUAGGGCUAUCUCUGCAGCACUAUG